This is a messenger RNA of Suillus clintonianus, 342 nucleotides long. RefSeq lists its product as uncharacterized. The transcript is spliced from 5 exons. The coding region runs from base 1 to 321 and encodes 106 amino acids. Lineage: Eukaryota; Fungi; Basidiomycota; Agaricomycetes; Boletales; Suillaceae. The record is from RefSeq and is a predicted model, not a curated record.
AUGGCGUAUUACCAAAGGUGGCGCCUAGACUAUGUUGAAGGUGCUAGCGACCGCCCUCAGGUAUUCUGCGUUCUCACCAAAGACGAGGGUGAAGGCUCAUUGGGCGUGCAUUCCGACAAGAAGUACCAACCUGUCUACUUCAUGGACGACUCGCAGACCUGGUUUCUCAAGCAGAGCAAUGAGGGUUACGUUAUUGGGCAGAUCUCUCAGGCUGAUGACCAUGAGUACACUUGGUACCUCGGCAACACAGACGAGCCGAUCAUGAUCAACGUCCAAGGUAUUGUGGAACCCCAGAGCUGGCAAUUCGUGGCAGCAGAAUAAGCACUGGGAUGCCGAUACUCG